Acipenser ruthenus (sterlet) is the source of this 5255-nucleotide messenger RNA. RefSeq names its product microsomal triglyceride transfer protein large subunit-like. The transcript is spliced from 18 exons. The record is from RefSeq and is a predicted model, not a curated record. Gene Ontology annotation, cellular component: Golgi apparatus; basolateral plasma membrane; endoplasmic reticulum. Gene Ontology annotation, biological process: lipid transport; lipoprotein metabolic process. Bases 2202 to 4874 code for a protein of 890 amino acids. Gene Ontology annotation, molecular function: lipid binding. Lineage: Eukaryota; Metazoa; Chordata; Actinopteri; Acipenseriformes; Acipenseridae.
GUAGAGUAUUUAAUAGUGAUCUGUGGACUUGUACACUGCUAGUCUCCUUAUUCAAAUGUGUCCAACAACUAUAAUCAUGAAUGCAUUUGUGCACAUCCAAGCAUUUAUAAAAAGAGGUGCUGACCAAUAUAAGGCAUUUUGUACACUAAAGAAUGUCUCCACAAACAAAGUCAUAAAACAGUUCUUAGUAACUGUGUGACCCUGAGGAAGUCAUUUAACCUCCUUGUGCUCCGUCUUUCGGGUGAGACGUUGUUAUAAGUGACUUUGCAACUGAUCCAUAGAUCACACCGUAGUCUCUGUAAGUUGCUUGGAUAAAGGAGUCUGCUAAAUAAACAAUUAAUCAUCCAUGUAUACCUUGUUUAAUUGUUGAUGUUUGUGGAGUUGGGACUGGUCGCACACUCAAAAAAGCUCUUCUAUAUUUUUGUAGAAAUGACCACUGAUGUUGUGCAGAAGCAUAUUCUUACAUUUAAUUUGCUUUUGAUUCAACCAGAACAAAGUAAAAACACAUCCAGUCAUACUGUGUCACACAUUUAACCUUAUGAACCAAAUAUAAUCUUCCAUACUGGGUUCUGUUCCUUUUAAACGUAUGACUAUAGACUUUUUAAAUAUAGGAUAUUCUGUUAAAAUAAAAGGAUUGAUGCUGUGUAAUUAAUUACACAAAGCAGGGCCCAGUAUUAGUUUGUGCUUAAUUACACCAGUUGUAAAUCUUCCAGUUUUAUUGCGUAUGUGAAGAAUAACUUUAUAAUUUUUAAUAAAUAAACAGGACAUUAAAACCAAUAACGAAUAAUGUCAAUGUUGUCAGAAGUUUCAAAGAGUUAAUGUUAUUGAUACAAAAGACACAGAGUCUAGUUCUGAUUAGGAGCUGUAGUGGAAUCAUGAGGCAUUGUUAAGAUGCUGGUUUGUAAGAAAUCAAUUUACUGGAGGUUUUCAUUAGUUAAACCCAUGUAGCUGAUGCCUUUCCCUAAUUGCCUUUAUCAGAAGACAUAGAGAACAAGAAGGAAUACAAUAAAAUUGGAACAUUCACUGACUAUCAACUUACUUUUUCAUAACUCGCACACAGUACCUGCAUUAAAUUAUAUGUUAUCAGCUAAACAGAAUGGUGCACUUACAAUCACAUCCUCUCUAAGUCCCUUUAUUAAUUUAAGUAGAUGCUGUGAUUUUCAUAAAAUAUCAGUGUGUUGAUGCUGUAACUUGCAUUGGGCAUUGUGUGUAUGAUUAUGGAGAUUCAUUGAACAUCCCUUGUAUAACAGGCAUCUAUUUAUAAUGUGCUACUCACAUUAGACGUGCUCCUCUCAUAAACUGUGUUCCUCUGAUGUGAUAAAUGCAGAGAGAUAAUGCAAAACAGAAUACUUAGUAGGAUCAAUCAUACUUUAAACUGUGAUUAAAUAUAUGAUCGUAUUAAUUUAUCAAUUAAGCAUAAACUGUACACUUAUAAUAAUGCCAACAAUCUCAAUAUGAAACCAUUGGUUUUAGUUUUAGUUUUUAUCAAAAUUAAAUAAAAGCUCAACUGUAACAUCAGCUUUUGUAGACAGGCGCAAGAAAAAUGUGUUAGUGUUCAUAUAGGUUGCGAAUUAUGAUACACAUGUAAUCUACACUCAAGUAUACCACACGCCUUGUAAAUAACACACACCUUGUGUAUAGUGCACCACAACCUUUUGCACAGAUAAAUGCUUAUAAACAAUGUAUCUUCCAACAGUUUGUCCUUUAAUGUAAAUAAAGUUGUCUGAAUUUUAAAGAAUUAUAUUGAAGAAAACACUUGUCACUUGUAAAUAUGGAUGUGAAGAGGAGAAGAUUAAAGACUAUUAAGGUGUAGAUAACAGAAAAAGUAAUCGACAUUAAAAAUGAAUUCCUCACAUGCUGGGUACAUCUGAUCUACAGUUUAAAAUUCAGCAUUGAUAUAAAGCAAUAUCAAAAAUCAUUAUGUACAGCAUAUCGUGUUAAAAUUAAUGACUCAGCAAAACUUACAUUCCAUCUGUUCAACAAACAGUUAAUUAUUGAUCAUGUUUUCUGUACACACAGACUCUUUUUGGUGAAAUUUGGGCAUGAUCUAACAUGGCGGUGCCCUGCCUCUUUCCAAACUGUGCUCAUUAUUUGGCAAGCACUUUUAUUGACUCUUGUUAUUCUUAUGUGAGAAGUUGAGAGAAGGGGAAGAAGGCUUUCUCUCAUUUGGAAUUCAUUUAUCCUGCACUGCUCUCUCCAUCAUGAAGAUGACUAAAGCUUUCAAAAAUACUUUGCUGACCUUGUCCUUCCUUGUUUUGAUUGAGAAAAAUGUGUCCUUUACAGUUGUCCCUCCCUAUAAGUCAGGAGUUGUAUAUGAGUACCUCUAUACACUGGACAUUUUACUGGAACCUGCCUCUGGUUCUGGCAUCCUAAGAUCUGGGUUCGGGAUAGAAGCUCUAAUUCAGAUACACUCACUCUGGAGAAACAGCACUAACAAGCUGGAUCAGCUAAUACAAAUCCAAUUUCAAGACAUCAAGGUUCUAAAAAAUGUAAAACGUGAAGACAAUCAAUAUAUCUUUGAAGACUCAUCUGUGGAAGGGUUACUCGGACAAGACACUGUAAUUCAAUUAAGAAAACCAGUUCUGUUUCAAUCUGUUUUGGGCAAGAUUGUAAGAAUGUUUGGAGCUAAUGAAAACAAUGGGACCGUUUUGAAUAUGAAAAGAGGCCUGGUCAGCAUGUUCCAGUUCCAGCAACAUUCUGGGUCUAUAAUAGAGAAUGAUGUAUCUGGUAAAUGCAGUGUGACGUAUGCAGUUUCUCAGAACCAGGUGCUAAAGUUAAAGAACCUCCAGAGCUGUGAAAAUCCGACUUUUGGUCAUACGUCUGCAAACAAGGUCUUUGGAGUGAACUGGCAGGGUAUCAUUAAAAGUGUCUACUCAGUAGAAAACAGCCUCAUCAAAUCUGUAGUAUCUGAGGAAACUCAUGUUAUUAGUCUGAAUCUGCAGUCUACUGUUGGCUCAAAGAUCACCUCAAGACAACAGCUAGAGUUGUUAACAACACACACAGGAGCUGCUGAGUUUUCAGGACCACGCUUUGAGGAAAUAUUGACUGCUCUUCAAGGAAGUUACAUCCCAAUAGAUCUCAAUGCUGGUCCUUUGAAGAAGAAACCUUGCACAAACUGUCCAUCGGUUACAGACUACAUGAAGACUUUAAGGAAAAAAAGAUUGGAAAUGUAUAAUGUAUCAACAGUGAAGAACUUUCUGAAGAUGGUCAGAUUGCUACGAGAGGCAGAGAAGAAAGAAAUUAUUCACUUGCUCAGAAAAGCAGAGGAUAGUGUAAUCCCCUUCAUUAUAGAUGCUGCUACUGCGGCCCAGACCCCAGCCUCCCUUGGUGCUCUUACCAGCUACCUGAAAUUCACUGAUGAGAAGCAGAGUCCCCUCUUAAAGAAGUUUCUGUAUGCCUGUGCCUUUUCUUCUCACCCAACAAAAGAUUUAUUGAACACUUUAACAAAUGUACUGAAAGGUGAAAUUACUGAAAAAGAAAUACAAGAGAUUGCCAUUAUAGCAUUGGGAGGAGUACUGGGCAAAAUGUGUGCAAUGGAUUUAUGCAAAUUACAGGAGGUGGAGUUAGCUAAAAACCUAAUUUUGGAAAGGCUGAUAAACACGGAUGAAGUAUCUGAGAUUAAGACAUAUCUUUUAGCACUGAAGAGUGCUCUUCUGCCUGAAACUAUUCCACUUUUUCUUCAGUACACAGAGAAACCCAGCACUGUUUCUGCAAUUGCUCUGUCAGCACUGCAAAGGUUUCCAUCAGCACACAUUGAUAAUAAGGUUAAAGAUCAGAUGAGAAGGAUUUUUCAUCAGAGAGGGAAGAGCUUUGGUGAAACUGUUCGACUCGCUGCUGCAGACAUUCUACUCAACAACAUUCCCCAACAUGUGGACAUAAGAAAUAUCAUAUUGGCUAUUGGGAAAGAAGGACCAGAGGUGUCCAAAUAUUUAGCAUCAAAAAUUCAGAGUAUUCUACAUUCUGACCAUGUGGCAAAGAAUGUCAUUCUUCAAGUCUUGGAAGAUCCAAUGUUAAAUAACUACAAUCAUCUCUCGAGAAUUGGAAGUUCUUCCACAUACUCUGGGUAUUUCACAGCUACUAAGGAUAUGGUUUCACCCUACCACCUGGACUUCCUUUUCUCAGAAAAUGGAUUCUUAAGGCAAAUUAACAGUAAUUUCUUUACACACAGCCAUGGGAAUCAAAUGCAUUCUUUACAGGUAUCUAUUGAAGCAAAGGGCCUCCAGUCUUUUUUUGGAGGAGACACGGAGGAGGAAGAGGAAGAGGAAGCCAUGGCAGGAAUGUCAGCCAUGUUGUUUAAUGUCCAGCUCCGUCCAGUAGUGUUCUUUCAAGGUUAUAGUGACUUGAUGGAGAAAUUCUGGGCGGCCACUGGAGAGCCAGAAAAUAUAGUUAAGGGAACUAUCCUGAUAAUUGAUCAUCUACAGGCCAUUUCGCUUCAGUCUGGGCUACAGACACUGAUCGAGUUUCAAGGGGCAAUUAGCAUAGACAUAUCAGGGAGUAUUGAGAUAAGUCUGCUCAGCCAAGAGUCCAAAAGUACUGUAACAAACAGGGGUGCCAUGGUUAUUGGUAGUAGAACACAAAUUGAUGCUUCCUUCAUACAAGCAGUUGUGGAAACCAAAGUAGAAGCUACAAACGCAUUCAUUUUUGGCAAUACUGUAAACUUCUCAGAGUUUCCAGUUUUGUAUUGUUUACAACUGAAAAAGGAGUCUUUCCCUUACAGGGAGACCUUUUUAGUUUAUGAAUCUUUUGCUGAUGGAAAGAAUUUCACAUUGCAAAAGGGAAGAAAAUUCAAUGUCCAAGGAGGAGAAGCAUCAUUGAACCAGGACAACUCGAACAUGUGUAAAAAGUUGCUUGGAGACACUGACACAACGGCUUAGGAGAAGUGAUGAGUCCAUCACCCAGAAUUAACAGAAUUUUGCUUAUUCUGAAUGUGUAAGCAAAUAGUGAAAAAAGCUUAAAGAUGGGCUGAUAAUUUGAUAUACAAAGGGACUCCAAACACAUUUCUCAUAUACAUCUGCAUUCAGAUGUAAACAAGAUUCUGAAUGUUAACCAGUUGGCGAGCACACUAUUAUAAUUUUUUUAAAGUGGUACUUUUUGUGGGGGUCUUAGAUCACCCUGUCACUAAUAAUGCAGAACAAUCAGCAACUUAAUUUAUAAUUUAAUAAAAAUCAAGCAAAUUAGCUUGUUUUUGACAUUAGAAAAACACAUGUAUGUAAUGUAAUAUUUUUAGCCCCACUAAAAUAUACAGUGAAACAAUA